Molecule: messenger RNA, 1516 nt
Organism: Paramecium octaurelia
Lineage: Eukaryota; Ciliophora; Oligohymenophorea; Peniculida; Parameciidae
Source: the annotation of a GenBank genome assembly
AUGAUAACUUUAACGUAUAUUAUUAGAAUCUAAUACAAAAUAUCCAUUAGAAUCCAACUCUCUUAAUCCAUUAUAACAAUAACAUAAGGAAUAAAAAUAUAACAAAUUAAAAUAUUUAGGAAGAAGAGAAUAGCAGAUUUAAAAUAAAAAGAAAAAGAAAGUUAAAAACUAUUUCCUCCAAUAAUCGUGAGCAAAGUAUAAACAUAAUUGAAGUCACCUCAUUAGCAAUAAUAAAAAGCUUAAGCUAAAGUAAACAAUUUAAGUAAAGAUAUUAAUAAGUUUAGUGAGAUAAUCUUCGGAUAAAUAUAAGUAAUAAUAGCGAGCCUUAGUUCCUAGUAACAAUAACAAUAAUUAAAAAUAAUAAUAAAGACUUGUGCAAGGUUAUAAAAGCCCCUAAAAGUUAAUUUAAAGUUAACACCGUCCCCUCAGCUAACAAUAACAAAGAUAAAAUUAGAAUUAAUAAUAGCAGAUUCACCAGAAACCUAUAGGAAUAUUAGGAGUUAAAAAUAUAUCCAAGCAACUAAGUUUACAAAAUUAUUAAAUUUCAUCCUAAUUAUAAUCUCCUAAAUUCUUUUACAAAGAUAUCGAAUAAAAUCCAAAAAUUAUUAAACAACUCUAGCAGGAGGACAAUUAAGAGAAACAAACUGAUUCAAAUUAGGAUGAUCAGUAAGAUGAAUUUUAAAUAUAUUAGAAUAUAGAUAAUGUAUAAAUAUAAGGGACAUAAAAAAAAAAUUAUAGAUUUUAGGGUGAUUAAUAAAAGAUAUUAAAUAAGAAUUAAGAAAUAAAAAAGGUAGGGUAAUUAGAAUAUAAAAAAAAUGGAAUUUUCACAAACUAAUUACAAAAAUCAUAGAAUUAUGCAGAAUUAAAACCACAUCCAGUACCUUUAGAAUAAUCUUAAUCGACUGAUUAUAAUUGUAAAAAUUAAAAUAAUGCAUAAUAAUAACGAAUUUAAAAUAAAUCUUAAAGUACUGAAGACAAAAAAUAACAAAUAAAUACAGAAUAGCAAUAACCUGUAUAAAUUUAAACAGAAAAAGUCCUUUAUUAGAAUCAAACAAUAAAAUAGACCAAGGUUAAAUUAAAUUAGGAAGACAUCCCAUAAAUAUAAGUUCAAAAUCCUCAAAGUUCCAUCAAGGGAAUUCAAGAUGAGAAUCAAGCAGAAGCCUCUUUACAUAAAGAAGGUUACGUGGUAGAAUAAAAAUUGUAAUAAGUAGUAGGGCAACAUUAAGAUGUUGAAAAAGUAAGAUCCUCAAAUUAACAUGUAUAGGAUUAAGCAAAUUUAAAUGUUGUCUAAUAAAAUAAUGAAUUAGCUGAAUUUAAAAAAAACAAUGAUUAAGAUGCAUAAGGUCCAAGUUAAGAAUAAGAUGGUUCAGAAGAACCGGAUGGAAUGCCAUCUUCUGAUAGUUAUGGAUUGUAAAAUACUAAUAAAGAAGGUGUAAAUGAAGAAGUUUUGGAAUAGCCAAAUGAAGUUUUAUUAGUCCCCGAAAGUUAACCCAAAUGUUUGGCUUAUUAGAAUNGA